Messenger RNA from Gossypium raimondii (Peruvian cotton), 2776 nucleotides. RefSeq names its product probable GTP diphosphokinase RSH2, chloroplastic. Gene Ontology annotation, biological process: guanosine tetraphosphate metabolic process. The transcript has 5 exons. Gene Ontology annotation, cellular component: chloroplast. The coding region runs from base 454 to 2724 and encodes 756 amino acids. NCBI's taxonomy places the organism in Eukaryota, Viridiplantae, Streptophyta, Magnoliopsida, Malvales, Malvaceae. The record is from RefSeq and is a predicted model, not a curated record.
UUUGUAAAUACUGUAGCUUCAAAAUUUGUGAUUUUCAAUCAAAUUAUUCAUCUUGAUUCUCUGGGGUUUCUCUGUAUAUAUUUUAUAUAUAGAUUUACCCUAGAAUUAAAGAAAUUUCUUUGCCUUUUAGUUCUGACUUGAGAUUCAAUUGGGUCUCUUUUAAUAAAAUUAACUGGUUUUUGUUAGUAGAAAAACCCUUGUGCUGGGAUAAUUGUUGGGCUUUUUUUAGAGAAAUUUACUGUUUUCUUAAGGGGAAAUUAAAAUUUAAUUUUUUCAUUGCAGAAAUUAUUUGGGUCCAGAUAAAAUUUCUCGGUUUGAUUAUUUUCUCGAGAAAACUAGUGGGUUUGUUUGGUGUCUGAGAAAACCAUUGUUUCCCUGGAGUGAAAGAUCGGGGUUUGAUUUAGAAAACAAAGCAGAACAUUUAUUUUGGAGACGAUCUGCUUGUACCUGGCCAUGGCGGUUUCAACAAUAGCUCUUUACGCGAGUCCACCGGGCAGCGUAUGCUCUACGCCACACCAUAUCAACAUUAAUUCCUGUGAUUUCGACUUGAAUUCAAGAUCUUCAUCUUCAACUCCCUCUACGGCGGCUUCGACGUCGUCCCAGAGACCCAUUCUCGGUGGCCUAUCCUGCCUCUUCUCCUCACAUUCGGUAAAAUCAAGCUUUUCCAGCGGUGGAGAGGAUUUAGGGUCCUAUAGAGGGGAAGAGUUGAAGGACUUAAGCUGUUCAUUUUGUUAUUCAACCAGUAAAUUCGGCGCUUCUUCUUUUAAAACCAAUCAGAGCCCGGUAUCGGUGUUUCAGGGCCCUGUUUUGUGUAGUAGCAGCAGUCCUCCUAUGAGAAGUGCGCGCGAAAAGGGUGGAGAUGGGAAUUUUCAGGGCUCGUUCCGUAGUGGGACUAAUGGGUUGUUCAAUGGAUUCAUUAGGGGUGCUUUAGGUUCUUGCAUUGAUUAUGAUUCCACUAGUUUUGAGGCGCAAAGUAUUGCCGAUGAAUUACCGUUUACUAUGGAGGAUAAUUUCGCAGAGGAAGGGAAUUCGGAGUUGCUUUUAGGUGCACAAAUGAGGCACAAAAUCUUCCGUGAAGAUCUGGUAGUGAAGGCAUUUUAUGAAGCGGAGAAGGCGCAUAGAGGGCAGAUGCGCGCAAGUGGUGAUCCUUAUUUGCAACAUUGUGUGGAAACUGCAGUGUUGUUGGCCUCCAUUGGUGCCAAUUCUGAUGUAGUUGCUGCAGGGCUUUUGCAUGACACCGUUGAUGACUCGUGUUUGAGCUAUGAGUAUAUCUGUAGGACAUUUGGUGCCGCUGUUGCUGAUUUAGUUGAAGGGGUCUCCAAGCUUAGCCAACUGAGUAAGCUAGCACGAGAAAACAAUACUGCUAGCAGGACUGCUGAAGCAGAUCGGAUGCACACCAUGUUCCUUGCCAUGGCGGAUGCAAGAGCUGUUCUCAUUAAAUUGGCAGAUCGGUUGCAUAACAUGAUGACGCUAGAUGCUUUGCCUUUGCUCAAGCAACAAAGGUUUGCUAAGGAGACUUUGGAAAUAUUUGCACCUUUAGCCAAUCGUUUAGGAAUCUCUAAUUGGAAGGAGCAACUAGAGAAUCUAUGCUUCAAGCAUCUCGAUCCAGAUCAGCACAAAGAGCUGUCCUCCAGGGUUGUGGACUUCUUUGACGAGGCAUUGAUUACUUCUGCUAUAGAGAAACUCGAGAGAGUGCUCAGGGAUGAAGAAAUUCCUUAUCUUGUUAUCUCUGGACGACAUAAAAGUUUAUAUAGCAUUUAUUCAAAGAUGUUGAAGUAUGUUCUCGUCACUCUCUCUCACUAUGUAUAUCUAUCUAUCUUACUGUACAAGCAUGAACACCCAAAGAAGUCAGAGGAACAUGGAGACUAUCUUUAUGGUUGUAUAAGACUAUUUUGUUUUUGCAGGAAAAAGUUGACCAUGGAUGAGAUCCACGAUAUCUGCGGACUACGUGUUAUUGUUGAAAAUGUGGAUGACUGUUACAAGGCACUGAGAGUAGUUCAUCAGUUGUGGUCUGAAGUACCUGGAAAGCUGAAGGACUAUAUAACUCGCCCUAAAUUUAAUGGGUAUCAGUCCUUGCACACAGUAGUGAUGGGUGAUGGCACAGUUCCACUUGAAGUUCAAAUUCGAACAAAGGAGAUGCAUUUGCAAGCUGAGUUUGGCUUUGCAGCUCAUUGGAGAUAUAAGGAGGGUGACUGCAAGCACUCUUCAUUUGUACUUCAGAUGGUUCAGUGGGCUCGGUGGGUUGUAACUUGGCACUGUGAAACAAUGAACAAGGACCAUUCUUCAAUUGCCUAUAAUGAUUCCUUCAAACCUCACUGCUCAUUUCCUACUCAUUUGGAUGAUUGCCCAUUUUCUUAUAAGCCUCACUGCUGUGACGAUGGACCUGUCUUUGUUAUCAUGAUUGAAAAUGACAAGAUGUCGGUGCAAGAGUUUCCUGCAGACUCAACAAUGAUGGAUUUGCUGGAAAGAGCUGGGCUGGGGAACUCAAGACGGUCUCCAUUCGGGUUUACCGUGAAGGAAGAAUUGAGGCCAAGGCUGAACCAUGAGCCAGUAAACGAUCCUACAUGCAGGCUGAAGAUGGGUGAUGUGGUGGAGUUAACACCAGCCAUUCCUGACAAGUCUUUGACAGAGUAUAGGGAAGAGAUCCAACGCAUGUAUAAUAGUGGUCUCCCUGUUUCCAGUGCCGGCACUUCGGCUAGUAGUAUGAUUGCCUCAAGAACUUGACCCUGUUUUGAUUGUUUCUUUAUAAAUGCAAAAAGAAGAAAGGGUUUUUUUC